AUGGCUCAAUCCCCCGCAAAAGAAAUUGUGCUAGGCACAUCUGCCACCGUCUUUCCCAAUUCUCACGAAAAGAUAACUGAGCCCAAGGAUACGCCGUACUUCGUUGAAAAUGAGUUUCGGUUUUCAACCACGACGGAUUUCAUCGAUGUCCACGAUCCCGCGACAAACAACCUGGUGUCCCGGGUCCCGAAGAUGACCACAACCGAGCUAGAAGAUACGGUCACAGCUGCGGAGAAUGCGUUCCCAGUGUGGUCAAAUAUGUCUACAAUCGCCAGGCAGCAGGUCAUGUUCCGCUAUGUUGCUCUUAUUCGAGAGCAUUGGGACCGACUUGCAGCCGUGAUUACACUCGAGCAAGGCAAGACCGUUGCUGAUGCGAAGGGCGAUGUAUUGCGUGGUUUGCAGGUGGCAGAAGCUGCCUGUGCAGGCCCAGAAUACAUGAAGGGAGAAGUUCUCGAAGUCGCCAAAGAUAUGGAGACCAGGACGUAUCGGGAGCCGCUUGGCGUAGUUGCCGUCAUCUGUCCAUUCAAUUUCCCUGCUAUGAUCCCACUAUGGUGCAUUCCGAUCGCCACGAUCACCGGAAAUACAGUCGUGUUAAAGCCCUCUGAGAGAGCACCAGGUGCAGCAAUGAUUCUUAUGGAGCUGGCAGAAAAAGCGGGGUUCCCCAAGGGAGUCAUCAAUGUGGUCCAUGGCGCACACGAUACCGUGAACUUCCUACUUGAUGCUCCUGCUGUCAAGGCGAUCAGCUUUGUCGGAAGUAACAAGGCUGGCGAGUAUAUAUUUGCCAAGGGGUCUGCGAACGGCAAGCGAGUGCAAGCAAACCUUGGAGCAAAGAAUCAUGCCGUGGUGUUGCCUGAUUCGGACAAAGACUCUACCCUGGAUGCUAUCAUAGCUGCAGCAUUUGGAGCUGCCGGUCAGCGCUGCAUGGCUCUAUCUGCAGUGGUAUUCGUCGGAGAGACACAGUCCUGGCUUCCUGAACUGGUUGAGCGGGCCAAGGCCCUGAACAUGAAUGGUGGAUUUGAAUCCGAAGCCGAUCUCGGUCCAGUGGUCACACCGCAAAGUAAGACUAGGAUCGAAAGUCUGGUUGCCAGCGCGGAGACUGAAGGGGCGAAGAUCCUCUGUGACGGACGUGGAAUCAAACCCUCGAAAUAUCCGAAUGGAAACUGGGUCGCUCCAACUAUUAUCAGCGAGGUCACUCCAUCCAUGCAGUGCUACACCGAGGAAGUUUUUGGUCCCGUCUUGGUUUGUCUCCAGGUUGAUUCCCUUGAUCAGGCUAUUGAGCUUGUUAAUGAGAACCCCUACGGUAAUGGCACGGCUAUCUUCACAUCAUCGGGCAUUUCCGCUGAGCGAUUCCGGAAGAAUAUUCAGGCUGGACAAGUGGGUGUUAAUGUCCCUAUUCCUGUGCCACUCCCCAUGUUUUCUUUCACCGGAAAUAAGAAAAGUGUCGCUGGAGGGGGUGCCAAUACCUUUUAUGGACGGCCAGGUGUCAACUUUUAUACACAGUUGAAGACUGUUACUUCGAAAUGGGCAGGCCGUGAUAGCCAGCCUGUCAAAGCUACACUUUCCAUGCCUACUCAUAGCUGA
This is a messenger RNA of Penicillium verhagenii, 1581 nucleotides long. RefSeq names its product CoA-acylating methylmalonate-semialdehyde dehydrogenase. Lineage: Eukaryota; Fungi; Ascomycota; Eurotiomycetes; Eurotiales; Aspergillaceae. The record is from RefSeq and is a predicted model, not a curated record. Gene Ontology annotation, biological process: L-valine catabolic process; thymine catabolic process. Gene Ontology annotation, molecular function: methylmalonate-semialdehyde dehydrogenase (acylating, NAD+) activity; malonate-semialdehyde dehydrogenase (acetylating, [NAD(P)+]) activity. Gene Ontology annotation, cellular component: mitochondrion. The transcript has 2 exons. Bases 1 to 1581 code for a protein of 526 amino acids.